AAUCCCACUGCGCAGGCGCCGUUGAGCUGCUGGCUUCUUUGCGAGCGACCCGCGUAGCCCAGGUCUCCGGGCUGUCUUUAACAGGUGUACCCAGGGGAGGAACGAGAAGGUCCGGGCCUGGGCCCUGCAGACGCCAUGGGCAGCGGCUGUCGCAUCGAAUGCAUAUUCUUCAGCGAGUUCCACCCCACGCUGGGACCCAAGAUCACCUAUCAGGUCCCUGAAGAUUUCAUCUCCCGGGAGCUGUUUGACACUGUCCAGGUGUACAUCAUCACCAAACCAGAACUGCAGAACAAGCUCAUCACUGUCACCGCCAUGGAGAAGAAGCUGAUCGGCUGCCCCGUUUGCAUCGAGCACAAGAAAUACAGCCGUAAUGCCCUGCUCUUCAACCUGGGCUUCGUGUGUGACGCCCAGGCCAAGACCUGCGCCCUGGAGCCCCUCGUCAAGAAGCUGGCUGGCUACUUGACCACACUGGAGCUAGAGAGCAGCUUCGUGUCCACGGAGGAGAGCAAGCAGAAGCUGGUGCCCAUCAUGACCAUCUUGCUAGAAGAGCUAAAUGCCUCGGGCCGGUGCACCCUGCCCAUCGAUGAGGCCAACACCAUGCACUUGAAGGUGAUUGAGCAGCGGCCAGACCCUCCCGUGGCCCAGGAGUAUGACGUUCCGGUCUUCACCAAGGACAAGGAGGAGUUCUUCAGUUCCCAGUGGGACCUCACCACGCAGCAGAUCCUGCCCUACAUAGAUGGCUUCCGUCACGUCCAGAAGAUCUCAGCUGAGGCCGACGUGGAGCUCAACCUGGUUCGCAUCGCCAUCCAGAACCUGCUGUACUAUGGCGUUGUGACGCUUGUGUCCAUCCUCCAGUACUCCAAUGUGUACUGCCCUACACCCAAAGUCCAAGACCUGGUCGAUGACAAGUCCCUGCAGGAGGCCUGUUUGUCUUAUGUGACCAAGCCAGGACACAAGAGGGCCAGCCUCCGGGACGUCUUCCAGUUGUACUGCAGCCUGAGUCCCGGGACCACUGUGCGGGACCUCCUCGGCCGUCACCCCCAGCAGCUACAGCGUGUCGAUGAGCGGAAGCUGAUCCAGUUUGGGCUUAUGAAGAACCUCAUCCGGCGGCUGCAGAAGUACCCUGUCCGGGUAUCUCGGGAGGAGCGGAGCCACCCUGCCCAGCUGUACACAGGUUGCCACAGCUACGACGAGAUUUGCUGCAAGACAGGCAUGAGCUACCAGGAGCUGGAUGAGCGCCUGGAAAAUGACCCCAACAUCAUCGUCUGCUGGAAGUGAAGCACACACCCCCAAGGAGGGGCGGGGCCCAGCACAGGGCUGCCCUCACUUCCUCCCGCCAAGCCCUGCCUGGUGUCACAGCUGUCAGCCCCAGGUUCACGCUCAACUCUCAAUAAAGCUGUCCCGUGUUUCA
This is a messenger RNA of Echinops telfairi (small Madagascar hedgehog), 1411 nucleotides long. RefSeq names its product NPR2 like, GATOR1 complex subunit (gene NPRL2). Gene Ontology annotation, cellular component: GATOR1 complex; vacuolar membrane. Gene Ontology annotation, biological process: negative regulation of TORC1 signaling; cellular response to amino acid starvation; positive regulation of autophagy. The record is from RefSeq and is a predicted model, not a curated record. The transcript has 11 exons. Gene Ontology annotation, molecular function: GTPase activator activity. NCBI's taxonomy places the organism in Eukaryota, Metazoa, Chordata, Mammalia, Afrosoricida, Tenrecidae. The coding region runs from base 136 to 1278 and encodes 380 amino acids.